AUGGGUUCUCAUGGUGAAACGGUACCAUCGGCGCCUACAAUAGCCUUUGGAACCGAUAUUCGAGAGCAAUGCUUCUCUUUUGCUAAGAGCUACCAUCCUCUCAACCACGAAUACCAAAGACGAUUACAGGACGAGAGCGAGGCGAGGCCAGACACGUUCAUGCGAUAUACCUACCCCAAGCUCCUCAGGGAAAGCAAAGCCGCAAUCGCGCCCCUCCUCGGAGCGGACCCUGGCGAAGUCGUUUUCGUUCAGAACGCCACCACGGGGGUUAACACCGUGCUCCGAAACAUGAAGUUUCAGGCUGGCGAUGUAAUCGUUUACUUCAAUACGAUAUACGGUGCCUGCUUCAAGACUAUUCAGUCACUUUCGGAAGAUCGGCCACUAUCGUCGCACGCGAUUGAGAUUGCGUACCCCAUCGAUGACGACGAAAUUCUACAGCGAUUUCGAUGUGCCGUGGAGGAAGUGAGAAUGAAGAGAAAGACACCGGUACUUGCAAUGUUCGAUAGCGUCCUCACAAGCCCCGGGGUCAGGUUCCCAUUUGAGAGAUUAGUGAAAGUUUGUAAGAACCUUGAGAUCUUGAGUUUGGUGGACGGCGCCCAUGGUGUCGGCCACAUUGAUUUGACUCAUCUUGGUGAUGAGGUUAGGCCUGACUUUUUCAUCAGCAACUGCUACAAAUGGUUGAUGGUCCCGAGGGGGUGCGCCGUCCUCUACGUACCAUUCCGGAACCAAGCCAUGUUCUCUUCGACGGUGCCCACAUCAUGGGGCUACGAGAUCGAAGAGAUUCGAAAUAAGAUGAAUGCGCGAGACUACUUCUCAAAGUUGUUCGACAAGAUCUCUACAACAGACAACACACCCUAUUGCUGUAUACCCGCGGCACUCGAAUUCAGGGCCCGAGUCUGCGGUGGUGAGACGAAUAUUCGGGAAUACUGUGAAAAGAUUGCGCGUCAAGGAGGCAACGUAAUGGCAGAGAUACUCGGUACAGAAGUCCUCGGCCCAUCAUCCGCUUCGUUUCGGCAGUGCUGCUUCGUCAAUGUUCGCCUCCCCUUGACUUUGGCGGACCUCAACGUCGAAGCGUCAGCGGGACGGGAAAUAGCGAAAUGGAUACAAGAGCUGACGCCGGCCGAGUACGAGACUUACAUCCCCAUCAAGUUCUAUGCAGGCGGCUUUUGGUGCCGGAUCAGUGGUCAGGCGUACCUCACGCUGGAAGAUUUCGAGUGGGCGGCAGAAACUUUGCUCCUAAUCUGUAAGCGGGCAAAGGCUGGGGAGUGGAAAUGA
Molecule: messenger RNA, 1275 nt
Organism: Colletotrichum scovillei
Lineage: Eukaryota; Fungi; Ascomycota; Sordariomycetes; Glomerellales; Glomerellaceae
Exons: 3
Coding region: 1-1275 (424 amino acids)
Source: RefSeq, a predicted model, not a curated record